UCACGCGUAACCAACCAAUCAUCUUACGGCGGUUCUCCUCCUAUAUAUAUAUAUAUAUAUACAAGCAGACCAACUCAUAUUUCAACAAUAUCGAUCAUAGAACUUGUUUUUAUCUUUUGAAGCAUAUUUGUCUACUCUCUUUUCGCCUUCUGAUCAAGCCCAACAACACUGUCAUGGCAGAUAAACAAGGCCUGAAUGGCGCCUAUUAUGGUCCAAAAAUCCCACCUACACAACGGUACCACCGCCCUGGCCGUGGUUCUGACUGUGGCUGCUGCUGUCUCGUGACCCUCCUCCUCAAAGUGAUCAUCACCGUGCUCACGCUUAUUGGCCUCUUCGUUCUUAUUGUCUGGCUCAUAUUCCGUCCCAUUAACAAGGUCAAGUUUCAUGUCACGGACGUUGCUUUAACCGAGUUCAACUACACCAACAACACCAUGCUCCGCUACAACCUUGCUUUUAACGUCAGCAUCCGCAACCCCAACAAGAAGAUUGGAAUUUACUAUAACAGGGUAGAGGCCAAAGCCUUUUAUGAGGGCCAGAGGUUUGGUUAUAGUUCCUUGACUCCGUUCUAUCAAGGACACAAGAACACUACUGUCUUGAAUGUGGUUUUUACUGGUACACAACCUGUUACCCUUCAAGGUGAAGAUUUGACGCAAUUUAACAACGAAAAAGCAAGUGGGCUUUAUAGUAUUACCUUGGAGUUGUCUUUGAGGGUUAAGUUCAAGCUUGGUAAGGUCAAGACUGCAAGAUUCAAGCCCAAGGUUGAGUGUGAUGACUUGAAGAUUCGUUUGAACGGGCCUUCUGUUGCUGGGAGUAGCAACAAGUGCGAGAUCAAGUUCUGAUGAUUAUCAUGGUUUUGGGACUUCAUGUUCAUGUUUUAUUGAGUCUUCGAUUCGUUUUGUUUGGGAGUACUAUUUUUUCGUUUUUAUUUUUUCUUACCCUUACUAUGUUCUUAUGUUCAUACGCAUAGAGUCAUCAGAGACUAUAUUGGAUUACUUUUUUCAUUGAAUUACGUAUCUUAUGUUGAUGUAUAUGAUAAAUAAUGAAUAUAGUAUCUCUCUGUUUUCUUUUU
Messenger RNA from Populus nigra (black poplar), 1069 nucleotides. RefSeq names its product NDR1/HIN1-like protein 10. NCBI's taxonomy places the organism in Eukaryota, Viridiplantae, Streptophyta, Magnoliopsida, Malpighiales, Salicaceae. Bases 174 to 839 code for a protein of 221 amino acids. The transcript has a single exon. Gene Ontology annotation, biological process: defense response to other organism. The record is from RefSeq and is a predicted model, not a curated record.